Molecule: messenger RNA, 2730 nt
Organism: Kluyveromyces lactis
Lineage: Eukaryota; Fungi; Ascomycota; Saccharomycetes; Saccharomycetales; Saccharomycetaceae
Gene: KIN4
Product: putative serine/threonine protein kinase KIN4
Exons: 1
Coding region: 1-2730 (909 amino acids)
Biological process (GO): protein phosphorylation
Molecular function (GO): ATP binding; protein kinase activity
Source: RefSeq, a predicted model, not a curated record
AUGUCUACAGAAGCGCAUCGUCACACCUAUUACGGUGGACCCACCACCAACACGGAGUCCUCUCAUCAUAUUCAUACGAGUCAUGCUCAUAACUGUUCCAAUGGUAGCAGCCGUCGACAUAGCUCUUCGCAUAACGGUCGAAGACGGCAGGUAACGUUUGGUCCUUACAUCAUCGGUCCGACUUUAGGAGAAGGUGAAUUUGGGAAAGUCAAGCUAGGGUGGUCUAAAAGCAAUUCGGAUGAGUCUAAGAAUGUUGCCAUUAAGCUGAUAAGAAGGGAUACGAUCCCCAAGAACUCUGAGAAAGAAGUAAAGAUCUAUAGAGAAAUCAACGCACUAAAACACUUGGCGCAUCCAAAUAUAGUAACUUUGGAAGAAGUGUUACAAAAUUCGAAAUACAUCGGAAUAGUGUUGCAUUACGCCUCGGGAGGUGAAUUCUACAAAUAUAUUCAAAAGAAGAGAAGACUGAAAGAACCUGCAGCAUGCCGGUUAUUUGCACAGUUAAUUAGUGGGGUACAUUAUAUGCAUCAUAAAGGAUUGGCACAUAGGGAUUUGAAAUUAGAGAACCUCUUAUUGGAUGAACAUGAGAAUUUAAUAAUAACAGAUUUUGGAUUUGUCAAUGAGUUCAGUUCUAGGAACGAUUUGAUGAAAACAUCUUGUGGGUCUCCAUGUUACGCUGCUCCAGAAUUGGUCGUUACUACAAAGGCUUACGAAGCAAGAAAGGCUGACGUUUGGUCAUGUGGGGUAAUUUUGUACGCUAUGCUAGCUGGAUAUCUCCCGUGGGAUGAUGAUCCAGAUAAUCCUGACGGGGAUGAUAUUGCAAAACUAUACAAUUAUAUCACAAAGACGUCAUUGAAAUUUCCGGAAUAUAUCAAUCCGAUUCCCAGAGAUAUUUUGAGAAGAAUUCUUGUAUCGGACCCUUCCAAGCGUAUCACUGUUGAAUUGAUCCUAAAACAUCAAUGGCUGCAACCACACGCAUUAUUCCUAUCUUUGAAACCAGAGGAUUGGGAUAUUAAGGCAAAGGCCGAAAUAAGUAACAUCUUCAGGCCCCCACCUUCACAAUCUUCACAAUCUGCAUAUUCCAGACCACACUCAAAUUCUUCUGUAUCUUCAAGUGAAAAACGUAAUUCGCUGAUCAUAGACUCCACUCUACAUCUGCAACCUGUGCCUCCUCAUGAAUCACAAUCACAUGCCAUUGCCAAACCAUCUUCUCCAUCGUCGGAUCUUAGAUCAAGCCCAAUUAAAAGAGUCAAUCACUCAAGAAGCAACUCUGCAGCAUCCAUCGCAUUGCAAGCUGUCGUGGAUGCAGAAAGAGAAUUCUUCCAGUCAUCUCAAUCAAUUUUACAAAUUAGUGGCGUACAAUCCAUUGAACAAUCUCCUAAUACUAGAGUUCAAACGUAUACUGCUACGAGAUCGUUGGCACAUAAUAAUUCCUCAUCCUUAAUGAACAGAAAUAGUAUAAUCGUUGAGGUAAGCCCAAACAAGGAGGUUAUAUCGUCAUCAUCCUCAUCUGCUAUACCGGGAAUGAGUUAUUCCGCAUCCAGAGAGUCAUAUAUCUCAACUUCUCCCGUUAGAAAUGCAGCACAGUCGCCAAAAUUCGUUCCAGGUUCUUUCACUUCGAAUACCAGUCACCAUAAUAACAAAUUUGGCUCAUCACAGCAGUCUAGGCCCAGACCCACUUCAUAUCAUCCAAUAUCAUCAUCAUAUUUAGAAAUGCAGCCUUCUAAUUCUCAGAAUAACUUUAUCACAACCACUAACGAGUUUUCUUAUAUUCCAAGAACAGUCAAUGCAAAUAACUACAUCGACUCUACUCGCGCAAUCUCUCCUGAAUUGAACGGAAGAACUGUUGAUGGCACUUCCCCGCCAUUAAACUCAAGAAAUUUCCAGUCAGGAAUCAUACGCAGGGGAUCAUUUUCUGCAAGCAAACCUUCACCAUCAGUCGAUCUGAAUAAUGUAGAAGGGGACCUUAUUAAAACCGAUGCAGAGGAUCAUAAGAAACUCAAACAGCAGCGUAGGAAAUCUCAAAGAUACAGUACUGUUAUUUUAGACAAUUCGAUUGCCACUGUACAAGAAGAAACUGAGGAACCAAUUACGGCUUACGAUGCGAACAUUAAAAAACCCGUUGAAAAUUCCAAUAACUUGACCAAGGAAUUCGGAAAGAUUGUUAUUAAUGAACCUCGAAAGGAAGAUGCUCACAUUCCUAUCAGCAAACCGGAGAGCGAACACCUACAGAAACCCCCACAACAACAUCAAUCACAAGCCUCGAUAGCAAGAGCAGACUCACAUUCCAAGAAAGAGAAAAGGUUCAGUUUACUAUCCUUUUACUCAUACUAUAAUAAUUCAAAGACGAGUGUCAGCUCCGACUCUUCUGGCGGAAGAAGAGUAUCUGCAAAUUCACAGAAAACAAAUGAAAGAAUUUCUUCUGUUAAAUCGAAUGGUAUACCGUCUAGAAACGUAUCGGGGUCGAUAAAUCAAUUCGAAACAUCAAAACCGAGAGUAUCAUCGAAUCCAUCAAACAGAACAAAUUACAGACAUUCGAUGUUACCUCCAAAGAGUUCUCAAGUUAUAGACGCAUCUGCCAAACGUAUGAAUCGUUCUUCUGUAAUGGUUUCUUCUGCCAAAGAUAUAACCAGUUCUGAUGGUACCGCAAGUAAAGAACAUAAAGAACAACGUGAACCAAGCACUGCCAAAAGAGUCUUUGAUUUCUUCAAGAGGAGAAGUAUGAGAGUAUAA